Messenger RNA from Bacidia gigantensis, 696 nucleotides. RefSeq lists its product as uncharacterized. The transcript has 2 exons. The coding region runs from base 1 to 696 and encodes 231 amino acids. NCBI's taxonomy places the organism in Eukaryota, Fungi, Ascomycota, Lecanoromycetes, Lecanorales, Ramalinaceae. The record is from RefSeq and is a predicted model, not a curated record.
AUGAACGGCACAACAUGGACUUCGAUCCCGUCCGCCGUGGACGGGCUCACCUCCUACAGCAUCAACGCCCUCACCCUCCCCACAAAAAACGGCGGCGGCGUGGGGGAAAUGGAAGGUAUCUGGACCAGGGGAGGGGGAAAAACCUCCUAUGGCCAUAUCGUCGACAAAGGGCUGCAAUUACAGCGGAACGCGUUUCUGUACCGGUCGCGGAGCGCGCGCAGCGGGGCUCUGGAGCGGGAAUUGUCGGGGGAGUUGGCGGCGGAGUUUGAGCGCGCGAGGGUAAGGAAUAGGGCGGAGGUAAGGUGGGCGUUUCAGACUGCUGUGACGAGGAUGAUUUGGCUUGCGAUUAUGGAGGUGAAGAUGCUCGGGCUGGGGAUGGAGGGGUGGAGGGCGAAGGAGAGGGUUGAUGUUGCGAUGCGGAUGUGCCGGGGGGAUCUGGAGAGCAUGGUUUUGGAGGGAGGCGGGGAGGGGAGGGGGGAGAUAACGGAGGAGAGGUUCAAGGAGGUCAUUGUCGUGCCGCAGGAUGUCGAGGAGUUGAAGGUUAUGGAUCUUACUGAGGAGGGAGAGCUUUCUGGGAGGAAGAGGGCGUCCAGGCAGGCGAGACGGGAUCCCGUGAGGAAGGCGGCGAAGGCGGCUUUGAAGGACUUUGUUGCCCGUUGGGGUGUCUCGGGGGAUCAUGUUCGAGAUUUUCUAUGA